AUGAAGUAUCUACUUGGUGCCACUUUGGCCACUUUGGCUACCGCGGCGUCUUCUUCUGCCCCUGCGUCUGCACCAACGGGCGCCACCUAUGCAUCCGGCUUUGACAUGAAAAGGCACUGGGCCAAUCUGAGUCCCUAUAAAGACGCUAAUAGCUUCGGUGUUCCCAAUGGCAUACCAGAAGGCUGUGAAUUGUCUCAGGUGCAUGUCCUUCAUCGUCAUGCGGAGCGUUUCCCCACCAACUAUCCUCUUGAUGGGGAAGGGAUGCAGGACUUUGCGGCCAAAUUGAGCAAUUAUUCCAAGAAGCACCCCGGGAAGGCCGUGGGCACCGGCCCGUUGAAGUUCCUCAACAACUGGAAGUAUAUUCUUGGCUCGGACAUUUUGAUGGAGACUGGUGCUGCCACUGAGGCUACUUCUGGUGCCCAUUUCUGGACUCAGUACGGUAGACUUUUGUAUCGCGCUGAUCGGGCCAAUGUGGCUGCAUGGAAUUCGUCUCUGAAUGUCUAUUCCAAUGGCACGUCUCGCCCGACGCCUGUCUUCCGUACCACUUCCCAACCUCGUAUCUUGGAAAGUGCUCGAUGGUGGCUUAGCGGUUUCUUUGGCAACAGUGGAGCCAACAGCUCUUACGACCAGUAUGAUCUUGUUAUCAUCCCCGAAGUGGACCCGUUCAACAAUACCCUGGCUUCUUACGAUUCUUGUCCUGGUGAUAUGACUGAAGGUGAUCACGCAGCUGAAACCUUCAUUGCCCGCUACACCCAGAAUGCUCGCUCCCGUCUCUCUGCAUACUUACCUCGCGACUUCAACCUUACCGCCUUCGAUGUGCUCGCCAUGCAGAACAUUUGUGUUUACGAGUACACCAGCCUUGCAGGCUCAUUCUUCUGCUCCCUCUUCACUGAGCAAGAAUGGAAGGACUUCGAGUACAACAUUGACGUUCAGUACUACGGAGACUAUGCCUACGGCUCUCCAACCGGCCGCGCACAGGGAAUCGGCUACGUCGUCGAACUCGCCGCUCGCCUCCAGCACAAGCUCCUCACAUCUAGCGAUACCAGCGUCAACUACACCUAUGACAACAAUAUCAAACAGUUCCCCUUUGGCCAGCCAUUUUACAUGGACAUGUCCCACGAUGACAUUAUUUUGUCCGUCAUCACGGCACUUGGCCUCAAAUACUUCAACUACGGACCUAAGGGUCUGCCCGUUAAGUUAGACCGUGCUCCCAAUCGCACUUUCCACCUCAGCGAGAUGACUCCCUUCGGUGCUCGCUUUAUGUCUGAGAUCUGGACUUGUCCUUCCAGUGUGUCUUUUGAUUCUUUAGACCCUGUCCUCUAUACGAACCCUGAACUGGGCUCAAAGGAUACCAGGAGCUAUAUUCGCUUCAUGCUGAAUAAUUCUCCUCUGCCCAUGCAGGGUCUGAUUGGUUGUGAGCGUGCUAAAAAUGGAUUCUGCCCGGUUGACACGUUCCUCAAGGGUGUGCCUACUCUGAAGGAGAAGGCCAAGUACCAGGAAGCCUGCUUCGGUAACUACACCACUGGAAGCCAGGUUGGCGAUGGUGCUCCUGGCUCUUAA
Messenger RNA from Penicillium cinerascens, 1560 nucleotides. Its product is annotated as histidine phosphatase family protein. The coding region runs from base 1 to 1560 and encodes 519 amino acids. Lineage: Eukaryota; Fungi; Ascomycota; Eurotiomycetes; Eurotiales; Aspergillaceae. Gene Ontology annotation, molecular function: acid phosphatase activity. The transcript is spliced from 3 exons. The record is from RefSeq and is a predicted model, not a curated record.